AUGUUACAAGGACUUGUGGCGGCGUCAACUCCCCGAAUGCGACUAUUCGUAGGCCAAAGAAAGGAAGUCAUUGAGAGCAUACAGGAGGUCAUUACUGCGGAGCGUCCGGGCAUACCACUUAUCAUCAAGGAUUCAUGGCAAUACCCAGAACGCGAUGAAGAAGGCGAAUUACUAUGCAAGGCGACUGCUAAAGCAAUGCAAAUCGCGAGGGCACUCCGCAGCAAUGGAUUCCAUUGUCGUGGCAUGAAGCCAGCAGGCGCGGAUCGCAGGAGUAUGAUGCGUGAGAAUGCUGGUGUGCAGGAUUCGCGAUGUUUAAUGGGUACUUGGCAGACGCCGGUUGCAUUUUUUGCAUUUUUCGCAGAAGCAAAAGGCCGCAGGCCGCGGCCGAGGGGCUGCUGGGAUAUUAUGGAGACUAAACUUGAGGCGGUGGAAAACCACAAAGCAGUAAAAGCUCCUUGGUAA
This is a messenger RNA of Ilyonectria robusta, 462 nucleotides long. RefSeq lists its product as uncharacterized. NCBI's taxonomy places the organism in Eukaryota, Fungi, Ascomycota, Sordariomycetes, Hypocreales, Nectriaceae. The record is from RefSeq and is a predicted model, not a curated record. The transcript is spliced from 3 exons. Bases 1 to 462 code for a protein of 153 amino acids.